Enhydra lutris kenyoni (northern sea otter) is the source of this 3428-nucleotide messenger RNA. Its product is annotated as myomegalin-like. The record is from RefSeq and is a predicted model, not a curated record. NCBI's taxonomy places the organism in Eukaryota, Metazoa, Chordata, Mammalia, Carnivora, Mustelidae.
GUGAAUCCUUGGUGAAGCAGGACAGCAAGCAGGUGCAGGUGGACCUCCAGGAUCUGGGCUAUAAGACCUGCGGCCGAAGUGAGAAUGAAGCUGAGCGGGAAGAGAGUACCAGUCCCGAGUGUGAGGAGCAUGACAGCCUCAGGGAAAGAGCCCUGAUGGAGUGGUGCCUGGGCUCCUCAGCAGCUAGCGCCCCAGGAAAGAAGCCCUUGAAGAGCCCUGAAGGGAAGCAGGAGGAGUUCCAUGCAUACGGAAAGUUGGAAGACAUCUCUCUUCUGCAGAAGAACAUCGAAGACCUGAAGGCCCAGCUGCGGAAUGCCAACAAGAUCAUCCAGAACCUCAAGAGCCAGAUCCAUUCCCUCUCAGUUACAAGUGAUUAUUCAUCUAGUCUGGAGACACUGCAAAAGCUGAAGGCCGUUGACACCCUCGAGGGAUCUUCACCUCACAGUGUCACUGACAAGGAUGAGGGGUGGCUGUCUGAUGGCACAGAGUCUUCCUACCCCCCAGGGAUUCAGGCUAAAAAGGAUCUGGGGAGUCUGAUCCAGAGAGUGUCCCAGCUAGAGGCCCAGCUCCUGAAAACUGGAGUAGAAGGGAAGCUGGCAGAAGAAUUGAGAUCAGCCUCCUGGCCUGGGAAAUAUGAUUCCCUGAUUCAGGAUCAGGCCCGAGAGCUGUUGUACCUACGCCAGAAGAUACAAAAAGGGAGAGGCAUCUGUUACCUUCUCACCCAGCAUGCAGAAGAUACAGUAAAAUCUUUUGAGGACCUUCUUAGGAGCAAUGACAUUGACUACUACCUGGGGCAGAGCUUCCUAGAGCAACUUGCCCAGGGAAGCCAGUUGACAGAGAGGCUUACCAGCAAACUCAGCACCAAGGAUCAUAAAAGUGAGAAAGAUCAAGUUAGACUUGAACCUCUGGCCCUUAGGCUCAGCAGAGAACUGCAGGAGAAGGAGAAAGUGAUCGAGGUCCUGCAGGCCAAGCUGGAUGCCCGGUCCCUCAUGCCCUCCAGCAGCCACGCCUUGUCGGACUCCCAGCGCACUCCCAGCAGCUCCUCCUUCCUGUCUGAUGAGCUGGAAGCCUGCUCAGAUUCCAGUUCUUUGUCGACCACCAAACAUUUUCUUUCACUCAUGGGUUUUGUAGAUUCCAUCCAUUAUUCCAGUCAUUCCACUGUACUGUCUUCUAAGCCAUCAGCAACCAGUGCACCUCGGGGGUUUAAGGCUGAACCAAACAGCAACCCCAUCAGCUUGCCAGCUUCCCUAGAACCACCCCACCCCCAGAAGGGCAGCCAGGCCCAUCCAGGCCUUCACUUUCCCUCCAUACCCACGCUGGUUAGUCUUCCCCAGGCACCACUGCCCUCAGCAGCACCCAGCUUCCUGCCUUUCAGCCCCACUAGCCCUCCCCUCCUUGGCUGCUGUGAGACCCCCAUAGUCUCCUUGGCAGAGGAGCUGCAGGAGCUGCAGAUGCUGCAGAAACAACUGGGAGAAAGUGUCAGCACCAUCCAUCCUGCUUCCCCAACUGCACUGCCAAGCAACCAUUUAGAAGCCAGCUCUUCUCACUAUCUCAACCCCGCCCAGCCCCACUCUCCACUGAGGGGCAGCCCAGAACUGGGCAAAACCCUGGAGCCUGGCUAUCUGGGCAGCAGCAGCCAGUGGGAUGUGAGGAGGCCUCAGAAAGGGAGUGUAUCAGGCGACCUGUACUCAGGAUCCUCUGUGUGUCAGCUUAACUCCAAACCCACAGGGGUUGACCUUCUGGAGGAACAUCUCAGAGAGAUCCGAAACCUGUGUCAGUGCCUGGAGGAGUCCAUCUGCAUCAACUACCAGCCGCGGGAGCAGCUUGAACACCGGCUCAGCUGUGCAGCCCAUAGGAGCAGAUCUACCUCCAAUUUCUACAGCCCCAGCCUGGAACCCACACCUCAGCUCUACAACAAGAACAGAGUCCUUAAGGAAGAAAACCGGAGCCUUUAGGCCCAGCUGAGUCACGUUUCUAGAGACCACUCCUAGGAGAUGGAAUGCCUGAGGAUGGCCCUGCUGUCCUCACUAUCCUGGUUUCAAGAGCUGGAGAUGGAGCUGGAGCACCAAAAGAGGGAAUGGCAGCAACUUCUGGAAGACUUGAAGGAGAAGCAACAGGAGAUCUUGCAUUUCCAGGAAGAACUCCUGUCCCUCCAAGAGAAAGACUCCAGGCUGCAGCACAAGCUUGCCCUCCUGCAGCAGCAGUGUGAGGAGAAACAGCAGCUCUUCCAGUCCCUACACUCGGAGCUACAGAUCUACGAGGAACUUUAUGGCAAUUCCAAGAAAGGGCUGAAAGCUCCCUCCUGGGAUGCCUGUCUCCAGGUCCCUUUGAGCAGUGAGCUGAGCCACCUGGUGGCAGAGAUCCGAGCUUUGCGAGGGCAGCUGGAGCAAAGCAUCCAGGUGAACAGCUGUCUGCGAUUGCAGCUGGAGCAGCAGUUGGAUGGCGGGGGGAGCAAAGCCAGCCUCAGCCCCUCCUCCGCCCACCAGGAGGACCCUGGAAACAAGCAACUGCUCCUCCAAGACUCCAUUGCUUCUCCUCCAGUCCAAGAUGUUGGCAUGAAUUCUCCAGCGCUCACAUUCCCUAGCCUUUCUGCUGCUGCUCCUGGCUCAGAGACCACCAUUUUCAAGAGGACAAAUGAGCUGGAUUUGGAUGCUUCUCCAGUGAUGAAGAAUCCCAAGCUGGAGAGUGAAGCUACUGAUGGCUCCUUUGCCAAUAAGCAUGGCCGCCAUGUCAUUGGCCACAUUGAUGACUACAGUGCCCUAAGACAGCAGAUAGGGGAGGGCAAACUGCUGGUCAAAAAGAUAGCAGAUCUUGUGAGAUCAGCCUGCACCUUCCCUGGCCGUGAAACUCAGGGCACAGAGGUGCCUGGCAGCAAAGGCAUCCAUGAACUUGGGAGCAAUGCCGAGGCCCUGCAGCACACGCUGGACGAGUCGGCCUCCCUCCUCACCAUGUUCUGGCGAGCAGCCCUGCCCAGGUCCCCCAGCCCUGUCCUGUCUGACAGCACAGGACAGUCCUUGCAAAGGGAACUUCUGGAACUGAGAACCAGACUGUCCAAACAGGAGAGUGUCCUUCAGAGCACAGCGGAGCGUCUGAAGACUGCCAACCAGCAGAAAGAAAGCAUGGAGCAGUUUAUCUUCAAUCAGUUGACCAGGACACAUGAUGUUUUGAAGAAGGCAAGGAUUAAUUUGGAGGCCAAGUCAGGAGUCCGAGGAAAGCAAAAGAACACAUACAAGAUGGCCUCUGUAAAGCCUUAUUCCUGUCCCAGCAAAGGAGCCACUGAAGAAAAGGAGCCACCGGAGGUCCUUCAAACAGCAGGAAGACUGGGCCUGUCCCCCUUUGGUGCAGAUCCCAAUCUGCUGAGGAGACCUGGAGCCCAGUCCUCCACACCUGCCAGAGGGUCCCAUCCUCUUCCCGGUGGAGGAGGAUGA